Cryptococcus deneoformans JEC21 is the source of this 836-nucleotide messenger RNA. RefSeq lists its product as hypothetical. The coding region runs from base 84 to 653 and encodes 189 amino acids. Lineage: Eukaryota; Fungi; Basidiomycota; Tremellomycetes; Tremellales; Cryptococcaceae. Gene Ontology annotation, cellular component: GINS complex. Gene Ontology annotation, biological process: mitotic DNA replication initiation. The record is from RefSeq and is a predicted model, not a curated record. The transcript is spliced from 7 exons.
GAGAACUGAAGAAUCUCGAUAAUUAGCAUUAGGGCCAUUUAUAAUACUUCCUUACGACACCUGCUGGAGUACAAUUUCAAGCCAUGGAGGAUGACUACUUCUCAAUCACGUCCAUCUUGGCUGAUAACCAUAAAAUGUCGUGCACUUUUGCGCUUGACGCUGAGGGUUUAGGAUACCUGGAAGGCAGUACGGAGAAUGACAUCCAUGAGGGUACGAAAGUUGAACUUCCCUUUUGGUUGGCCCAGACCUUAAGUGUCAAUCAAUUCACAACAUUCACGCUACCCCUUCCGUACUCCAGCCGUGUCCAGUCGGCCUUGGUCGCGUCUCCUGUCAGUGUCAAACUCUCAAACUUAGUUGGUGGGAAUGGGUGGUGGUACCGCUGGGGAAAGAAGCUUGCAGACAUGUUGGAGGAUGAACAGGCUACAAAUAUCCGAAAUAUGCUUUUGAGAGCAUUCACAGGGCGACUGCCAACUUUACAAGAUUUGGCGGCGCACCACGCCUCAGCAGAUCAUACAAUGCCGGAGCUGAGUACAAGCAAAGCGGAAAUGUUCCGAGACGGAAUGGAAGGGGAUGAAAGAGAGUUAUUCUCCAUCGGGCAAGAUUCAGGACGAUUAUUCAAGGCAUGGUAUGACAGGAAGAAAGGAAGCAGGUGAUUGACUACCCUACUCCCAUUUGUGCCGUUUGAUUUAGAUAUCCGAACAUGUAUUGUUGUAUAUUCUUUGAGUUGUUUCAGGCGCAGCGUACCGUAAUUGGUCCCUUGGGACGCAGGAGAGGACAGUCACGAAUGGGAGUCAUGACGGUCGUAUUUUCAACCUCUUAUAACCCUUGCAUGCGAU